UAUAAAAUAUUUGAUAAUUAAAUGUAGUGUAACCUUUUCAUAACCAAUAAAAAUGUUUUAACUAUUUAAUUUUUAUUGAUUAAUCACUAAAAAUUAUCACUAUGACGAGAAAUAAACUAUUAAGCAUAGUUAAUCUUCAAUUAAUUCAUAAAAAAUUAUAUACAAGAGAUGCUGUACGUGUAAGAUUUGCUCCAAGCCCUACUGGUCAACUGCAUUUAGGAGGAUUAAGAACUGCUUUAUAUAAUUAUCUAUUUGCUCGUAAAAAUAAUGGUAGUUUCAUAUUGAGAAUUGAGGAUACAGAUCAAACAAGGUUACAAAUUGGAGCUCAAGAAAAAUUGCAUGAGAAUUUGAUAUGGACAGGAAUUAUUCCUGAUGAAGAUCCUAUCAGAGGUGGGCCAAAAGGCCCUUAUCUGCAGUCAGAACGUUUAGAUCUUUAUAAAGAACAAGUUAAAGUUCUUCUGGAUAAUGGUUCAGCCUAUUAUUGUUUUUGUUCUGACCGGAGGCUAGAGUUGUUAAAAAAAGAAGCUCUAAAAACUCGACAAAUACCAAAAUAUGACAAUCGAUGUCGUCAUCUUGAGAAAAAUGAGAUUAAACAAAAAAUGGAACAAGAAAUUCCUUAUUGCAUUAGAUUUAAAUUGUCAUCGAAUCCGGUUUCAUUCAAAGAUAUCGUUUAUAGAGACGUAUCAUUAACUCUACAAGAAGGAGAUCCUGUUAUUAUAAAAACCGAUGGAUUCCCGACUUAUCAUUUUGCUAAUGUUGUUGAUGAUCAUUUUAUGGAAAUCUCACAUGUUUUAAGAGGUGUUGAAUGGUUAUUAUCAACUCCAAAACACUUAGAACUUUAUAAUGCUUUUGGUUGGACACCACCUCAUUAUGCUCAUUUACCAUUAAUUCUUAAUACUGAUGGCUCUAAAUUGUCCAAAAGACAAGGAGAUAUCUCUGUUGAAUCUUUCAAGAAGAAUGGCAUUUUUCCAUUAGCUCUAAUAAAUUAUAUUACUCUUGCGGGAAGUGGAUUCCAGAGAGAUACAAAUGUUCUAACUUGUUAUAAUUAUGAAGAACUUAUCAAACAAUUUGAUAUAACUACUGUAAAUGAAAAUUCUUCAAAGUUAAAUCCUGACUUACUGUUGGAUUUGAACAGGCUAGAGUUAUGCAAGUUACUUGCUGAUAAAGUCAACUCAAAGUACUUAGUUGAGAAAGUACGAAAAUUAGUUACUGAAGCAUUUCCAGAACGAAUCAAAGAUGGAAGUUUGCAAUUAGAUGAAGAUCAUAUAUUAACGGUAUUAAACUGGGCACGGAAUAGGAUACAUAAUUUAAAUGAUCUAGUUACUCCUAAUUUUGCUUUUAUUUGGAUUUUAGCUCAAGAUAAAUCUGUGGCUUCUGACUCGAAUGAAUUAGAGUCACUAAAAAUGCUAUCAAAUAAACUUAUGGAAAUGAAUCCAACCGAUUUUAAUCAAAAUACUUUGAAAGAUUAUUUAAAAGAUUUUACUAAAAGUAAUGGAAUAAAAUUCUCUAAUUUUAUGAAACUACUUAGGAAAAGUCUAAGUGGACUGGAGCAAGGUCCAAGUGUAGCAGAAAUGAUGGAAAUUUUAGGAAAAAAAGAAACGCUUACUCGUCUAAAUAAAAAUGUUGAUACGUUGUGAUAGUAAGAAUAAAAUAAGGAUUAUAAUUGAAUAAAAAUUAUCCGUGUAUAAUAGGAAAUUAAAA
This is a messenger RNA of Chelonus insularis, 1701 nucleotides long. RefSeq names its product putative glutamate--tRNA ligase, mitochondrial (gene GluRS-m). The coding region runs from base 102 to 1637 and encodes 511 amino acids. Gene Ontology annotation, molecular function: ATP binding; tRNA binding; glutamate-tRNA ligase activity. The transcript is spliced from 6 exons. Gene Ontology annotation, cellular component: mitochondrion. Gene Ontology annotation, biological process: glutamyl-tRNA aminoacylation. Lineage: Eukaryota; Metazoa; Arthropoda; Insecta; Hymenoptera; Braconidae. The record is from RefSeq and is a predicted model, not a curated record.